Molecule: messenger RNA, 2691 nt
Organism: Nipponia nippon (crested ibis)
Lineage: Eukaryota; Metazoa; Chordata; Aves; Pelecaniformes; Threskiornithidae
Source: RefSeq, a predicted model, not a curated record
AUGAGCGAUGGUGGAUGGAUCUCGCUCAGCCCCACAGAGUUUGCCCAGCUCCAGCAGUACACGGACUACUCCACCAAGAAGCUCAAGGAUGUCCUGGAAGAAUUCCAUGGUGAUGGCGUCCUCUCGAGGUACAACCCUGAACAGCCCAUUGACUAUGAGGGCUUUCGCCUCUUCAUGAAGACCUACCUGGAGGCAGAUGUGCCCGAAGAGCUUUGCCAACACCUCUUCACCUCCUUCAAGCGUAAGAUAUGCCAAGCCUCCCCUGAGACCCAGCGCCAGAGCCCCAGCGUCUCACAGCUCAACACCCUUGAGCCCAAGUCUCUUGAUGUUGGCAUCUCCAUCCAGACCGAGGUGGCCUGCACCCGUGUCACAGGGAUCAAUGGGAAAACACUCCUAAGUGCCCUGGGACGACGUACUCCUGAGCCCAAGAGCUGCCACAGCAACGUGGCUGAGCCACAGCCAGCGUCCCUCACCCCAGCAUCAAUCCCCAACGCCUCCCCCAGCUGGUCCAGGUCAUCCUCCCAGAAGUCCACCACUGGCACCCCUUCUGCUCACAACUCCUCGGGCUCUUCGAAGAUCUCCUCCGGGUCCCUGCUAAGCCCUCAGUCGCCAGGCACAAGGAGUGUGGAGAAGAGGUUACCCUUCAGCCUGCGGAAGAGCCACAGCUCCUUGAAAGCCGCCCUGCCGCCGACCCCCACCCCCCUGCCCCCGGUGGUCCACCUGAAGGACAUCGUCUGCUACCUGUCCCUGCUGGAGAGGGGACGGGCAGAGGACAAGCUGGAGUUUAUGUUUCGCCUCUACGACACUGAUGGAAAUGGCCUCCUGGACAGCUCGGAGCUGGAUCGGAUCAUCAACCAGAUGGUGCACGUGGCUGAGUACCUGGAGUGGGACUCCACCGAGCUGAGGCCCAUCUUGAAGGCAAUGAUGGAGGAGAUCGACUACGACCAUGAUGGGACCGUGACACUGGAGGAGUGGAUCCGGGGCGGCAUGACCACCAUCCCCUUGCUGGUCCUCCUGGGGAUGGAGACGAACGUGAAGGAUGAUGGGCAGCAUGCCUGGAGGCUGAAGCACUUCAAGAAACCCGCCUACUGCAACUUCUGCCGCACCAUGCUGCUGGGGGUCCGCAAGCAGGGCCUCUGCUGCUCCUUCUGCAAGUACACUGUCCACGAGAGGUGUGUAUCCAAAGAUAUCGCCUCCUGCAUCAGCACCUAUGUGAAGUCCAAGAGAAACACGAGUGUGAUGCAACACACCUGGAUCGAGGGCAAUUCCCCUGUCAAGUGCGACAGAUGCCACAAGAGCAUCAAAUGCUACCAGGGCAUCACUGGCCUGCACUGCGUCUGGUGCCAAGUCACCCUCCACAACAAAUGUGCCUCCCAUGUGAAGCCGGAGUGCGAUGGGGGCCUGCUGCGGGAUCACAUCCUGCUGCCUUCCUACAUCUGCCCCGUUGUCCUGGACAGGCAGUCCCACUGCCGGAGAUCUGAGAGCGACUCCCCUGCCAGCACCAGCCCCGAGGACAACCAGGGCUUCAAGUUCAACUCCACCACAGUGGAUGGGCAAGGACUGCAGAUCAGCCCCCGGCCUGGGACACACCCCCUCCUGGUGCUUGUGAACCCCAAGAGUGGAGGAAGGCAAGGGGAGCGGGUCCUUCGGAAAUUUCACUACCUGCUCAACCCACGCCAAGUGUACAACCUGGACCGUGGCGGGCCCGCACCGGGGCUGAGUUUCUUUCGGGACGCUCCGGAUUUCCGUGUCCUGGCCUGCGGCGGAGACGGCACGGUGGGCUGGAUCCUGGACUGCAUAGACAAGGCGAACUUGGUGAAGCACCCGCCGGUGGCCAUCCUGCCCCUGGGAACGGGCAAUGACCUGGCCCGAUGCCUGCGCUGGGGAGGAGGCUAUGAAGGAGGCAACCUGAUGAAGGUCCUGAAGGACAUCGAGCACAGCACGGAGGUGAUGCUGGACCGCUGGCAGAUAGAUGUCAUUCCCAGCGACAGAGGUGCCAACGGAGACCCUGUCCCAUCCACCAUCAUCAACAACUACUUCUCCAUCGGGGUUGACGCCUCCAUCGCCCACCGCUUCCACGUCAUGCGAGAAAAGCACCCUGAGAAAUUCAACAGCAGGAUGAAGAACAAGCUGUGGUACUUCGAAUUCGGGACAUCGGAGACCUUUGCGGCCACCUGCAAGAAGCUCCACGACUAUGUCGAGGUGGAGUGCGAUGGGACCCUGCUAGAUCUGAGCAACGCAUCCCUGGAGGGCAUUGCCGUCCUCAACAUCCCCAGCAUGUACGGUGGCUCCAACCUCUGGGGCGAGACGAAGAAGCAGCGUGGUUACAACCGGCUGGGCAAGAAAGCGCCGGAGAAGCUGCACACCACAGUGGUCACCGAUGCCAAGGAGCUCAAGUUCUGUGUGCAGGACCUCAGCGACCACCUCCUGGAGGUGGUAGGGCUGGAGGGUGCGAUGGAGAUGGGGCAGAUCUACACGGGGCUGAAGAGUGCUGGGAAGAGGCUGGCCCAGUGUUCAUCUGUCACCAUCAGGACAUCCAAGCUGCUGCCCAUGCAGGUGGACGGGGAGCCCUGGAUGCAGCCGUCCUGCACCGUCAAAAUUACACAUAAAAGCCAAGUGCCGAUGCUGCUGGGCCCCCCCCAGAAGAGCAGCUUCUUUUUCCUGAAGAGAAGAAACCGAACUCGAGAUUAA